Messenger RNA from Daldinia loculata, 1064 nucleotides. RefSeq lists its product as uncharacterized. NCBI's taxonomy places the organism in Eukaryota, Fungi, Ascomycota, Sordariomycetes, Xylariales, Hypoxylaceae. The coding region runs from base 237 to 689 and encodes 150 amino acids. The transcript is spliced from 4 exons. The record is from RefSeq and is a predicted model, not a curated record.
UAAAUCCUUACAGGUGCCCCUCACUCAAUGACGUUAUGACUCCGUUUGUUGCUGCAGGUACAAACGAAACUGAAGCUUCACUGCUUCUGGGGAAGUUACAUGUAUUAAUAAUUAAAUCACCAUAGCUUCCCCAAUUUCAAUCUUACAUCUCCAUCUUCGAAUUAUUUCUGCCGAAUUGUAAUUCACCAUCUUCCAACCAGAAACAAUAAGUCAAAGUCACAAGUCUAACAGUUAUCAUGUCGAUCCCAACCUCCACGUCCGUUGUCGAGUCCGCCGUAAUCAAGGCGCCUCUCAGUCACGUCUGGCAUCAUAUCAAGCUCCAGAAUUUCCACAACUUCUGGUCCGCCCUCAAGUCGAGUCAGUAUGUUAAGGGUACUAGUGAUGAGACCGAUGUUGUGAAGUGGACCUUCAAAGAUGGCACCGAGCUCGAAGUGAAGCAGGAGGAGCACAGCACUAUCAAUCACUACAUUACUUACAGUGUCAUCACCGCCAAGCCUGAGCUGACCUACUCUUCCGUCCUCUCUACCAUUCGCUGCUACGCUGUUACUUCGGGCGAGUUGGAGGGAAGCACCUUUGUAGAAUGGACUGGAAAUUUCUCCAGCGAUGCUGAUGCAGGUGUUAUUCAGGAUGCCAAAUUCAAGCGUCGUGAUGCCCUGGCCGACUUGGCCAAGGCGGCGACAAGCAAAUAGACUGACGAUAUUCCUAGCAGUAGACUACCUUUGGGGAAAUUCUAGGGGGAAGGGUGAAAAGUCUUGUCUUGUCGAUGUAUAAUUAAGUAGCUAUGGCAGACAGAAAAGGGUAUGAUAGGUAUGCAAUGAAACACUGGUACUAGUAGGAGACAAUCAGAACUCAUGAUGAACAAUCAAUAAUGCUUCUUUGAAAUGAGUCGCAUCUAUACGCUAGGUAUUCCGUCUAGCCCGCCCAUUCCAUUGUGAAUACUUAAGCCAAGCCAUCGGCCACAGUCAAUAUAUUGAGAUGACUAUGUUAAUAGAUUAAAUCAGCUCGGACAGCGAUACUUCAGACCGCGAAAGCGGUAGCAAAUAACCAGAUUAGACACCUAUAUC